This is a messenger RNA of Helicoverpa armigera (cotton bollworm), 3940 nucleotides long. RefSeq lists its product as uncharacterized. Bases 749 to 3829 code for a protein of 1026 amino acids. The transcript has 14 exons. NCBI's taxonomy places the organism in Eukaryota, Metazoa, Arthropoda, Insecta, Lepidoptera, Noctuidae. The record is from RefSeq and is a predicted model, not a curated record.
GGGCCGUUCGUCCCGCACGUGCCGCUCCCGGCCCGGCCCGCGCCAGUACUCCGCGCGCGCUGUCCGCGAGCGGCCGCCACUGUGGCUCCGUGUCGCUCGCCUCUCUGCACGCCGCGAACUACGCACGGGACGCGCUCGCCCGACGGCACCAAAACGAUACUUUUUUCGAUCCCCAAUUUUUUUCCUUGCAACUUCUGGACUGACACCUGUUGCAUGGACUUAGAAUUGUUAACAAAUAAUAAUAUCAAUAGACAAUUUUGAACUUUGAAAAUUUAUUUCACCCCAUUCAGGGAUAAAUAAAAAAUAACAAAGCAAUGCAUAUAAUAGCAGGAUAACAUCGUCUUAUCUUCCUGAAGAGCAAUCAACGAAAGUCGACACCGUUGUAAUCAGCGAUAGUAAAAGGGCGAGCGACAUCCUUCCGCGGUCCGAUCGCCGCCCGUCGGGAAAACUUUUCCUCUAUACAAAGUCCUUAUAGGUCGAUGCGAACUUCGCAGUCAAAAGUUCGCGUUCGCAAAGUUAUACGCACGAGUCUCGGGAACUUUUCAGUUGUACAACUCUCCAUGAAAACAAUUCCCCAACUGUUUCUGGAAACGUUUUAACUUGCGUUCUGUCCUAAUGGAAAACGGUACCGCGUAAAAAGACGAUAAUUUGUAACAACGUGUGUAGCGAUCUAAGAUAAAAUAAACUGUGAUUGAAACAAUGAACAACAUGAACUUUAUAGUGUAGUGUUAAUUAGAAGCGAUCCAAUAUGGCAGCAGCAAUGAUAAGUGAUCGAGGACUUCGUAAAAAGUUGACGCAGGAGGCGAUUCCGGAGAAAACUCCGCGAAAACCUUCAAAGCGUAAAUCGACCGCGAGCAGUUCGAAGGCCGAUAAGAAAAACGAGCAAAACAAUAACAAGAGAGCGAAAGUGCACACUGGGGAUCCGAAAUUAGACCUGUUCUCCACAUAUCAGCCGUGGGUUAUACAGACGUACGGGGAUUUAGCUAAAACUAAGACGAUUACUUUGAAGAAGUACGGUCGGAUUCUGCGUACGUUGCGGGGGGAGGAAUGCAACAGUUCCGAUAGUUCUAAGUUCCGUUUCUGGGUAAAGGCGAAGGGUUUCCACGUGGGCAAGCCGCCGGGGUAUGACGCGAAGCCUGCCGACGGCAUCGUGUGCAGAUAUAGCGUGCUAGAUGCGGAGAGAUGCGCCGGCGGCGUUGAGGGACAGGAUGUGUUUAGCGGCUCCCAGAAUGACCCACCGCUGUAUAUACCGACCCCACCAGUUAAGAAUGCUCCAAAUCAAGAACCAGUCUACAGAAAGGUGGCUGUGGUAGAAAAUUUCUUCGACAUCAUCUACACGGUUCACGUAGAAUUAGAAGGAAGACCUGGAAAGCAUGCGGGCCAAAAAAGAACUUAUAGAACAAUUACGGAGACGUACGCGUUCCUGCCGCGGGAGGCCGUCACGCGCUUCCUCACCGGAUGCGCGGAGUGCGCGCGGCGCCCGCGCAGCGCCUCCCCGCCGCCCCUGCCGACACCCUCCCCCUCCCCCACCCGACACCCCACCUACCUCCCCUUCCUGCCCCACUGCGCGCCUGAUUACACGCGCAACUGGGAGUCUGAGAUAGACGCCGCACAUUCUAAUUACUACGAACCGAAAUUCGAAUACACGGAACUUCAGCCGCUCAAGAAAGUUGAAAGCCCCAAACCGACUGACGUUGAGGAUCCGGAACCCACGUAUAUUGAGUUGACAUCGAAGAAGGUUAACGGAUUUGAGGCUGCACCACUUUUAAGUAGAACUUCUCCAGUUGAACCGGCUUUUCAAGAAGAGGAACCAGUCAGAACAGACCCUGAAAUAGACAAAGACGAUAACAGUCUAAUAGACGUAGAAGAUGUUGUAACUGUCAGUCCAGCACCACUACUAAGACCGCAGAAAGAUGAAGAUACGAGGCAGUCAGAAGGCGAAAGUACUAAAACUGUGGAUAGCAAAGUAUCUAAUGAUAAGACUGAACCCAAAAAAGAGAAAAAGUAUAAUCCACUCGAUGUAGCUAAUUUAACGUCUAAAGACCCUCCGAAGUCGAGGUCUCCGCCUAGAAAGAAGUUGUUGCCUUCGAGUAUUGAAUAUUCGUCCAACUCGUUUGGGAGGUUUCCGAAGCCUUGGAGACCUGAUGGUGGGGCGUACUAUGGCGGCGAGGAGAUGGACUACAACGUGCCCAUCACGACUGCAUAUCUGAAGCAUAUGAGGAGUAUGGCGUACCAGGACCGCAGGGAUUCAGAGAACAAGGAUAACUUAACACCCGAGCCAGCAGACAUGAAUGAUGACGACAAUUUUUCUAGUCAGGCCCUCGCCAAAGAUGCUGAGAAGUUGAAAAUGAUGUUGCUAGCAUGGAAUUACCACAGCCAGGCUCAAGGCCGCAACGGCGACAUAACGGAGACGGGAGGAGAUAGCAUGGCGGACCUAUGGGCAUCAUACCAUAGCGCUUUGGGGCUCGGCAGCAAGCCACCCAAACCGCCCACGCCAUUGGCCACUGGCCACUCGAGUCCCAUCCACGUGGGCUCGGUGACUCCCGGCGCUGAACCGGCCUCCACACACGACGAGACUUCAUCAUCAGACCGGACUAAAGAUGAUGAUGAUGGCGGCGCUUCAGAUGAUGACUCUGAUGAUAGAGUUGAUCCGCAACAUCAUGACCCGGAGCGGCUGAAGGCAUUUAAUAUGUUCGUUCGCCUCUUCGUAGACGAGAACUUGGACAGGAUAGUUCCAAUUUCAAAGCAGCCUAAAGAGAAGAUCCAGGCUAUCAUCGACUCGUGCACCCGACAGUUUCCGGAGUUUGCCGAACGUGCCCGAAAGAGGAUUCGGACUUAUCUGAAGAGCUGCAGGCGGAAUAAAAAGGUUCGAGGGGAGAUACCCACGGCCGGCAAUGGAGGGAGUACGCCCGGCUCGGGCAACGCCUGGGAUACUGCGGUGAGGGUGCGGCCAACUCCUGCGCACCUGACAUCAGUGCAAGCGGAACACAUUUUGGCGCAGGCGUGUGAGAAUGAGAGCCUGAACGCUAAGCGCAUGCGUCUUGGACUCGAUCCGGUGAGCCAGCCCAUGCCGACUGUGCCCACUCCUAUGGCAAUUGACACCACAGCAACAUCAGCAGUAGCUUCAUCAUUCCUCAGUCUAUACAGUGGAGCCAUCAGUAGCCCAGCAUCAACUCCAGCUACUACCACUUCAACCAACUCGUUGCCCACUGCUGGGCACAGCAAGGCUGCGGCCGACACUACCAGGCCAUCAGCAAGCCCCACUAUGGACAACCCGCUGCUGAACAACAAUAAUCUGAAGCUGGAUAACGCUAAUGGGAACGCUGGGAGUAAGACUGCUAGCCCUGCGUCAUCGCCAGCACCUCUGUUCAGACCUUCAUUCCCAAACACGUUUGGAACUCCGCAGACUUUCGGACGACAAAAUUCAAACCCGAACCCUGCAUCAUCAGCGCUGACCAGUAGCGCUCUACUCUCCACUCUGACUGCGCUGCCCCCUACCGGAGCAGGCGUGAACGCAGCGAUGGCGGCCUAUCAGAGCGCGCUGCUGUCCGCCAUGGCUGCGCACACGCACACGUUCCCUACCAGUCUCUCUGCACCAACAGAUCUGUCACUGAAGAGCUCAACGCCGACAUCCCUGCACGGGACCUCCACAGCAUCAUCUCUGGCAUCCACGACGGCCAGCCAGACCAAGCCACAGCUUCUCUCACACAAGCUGUCUGGCGCAGAGGUAGGUGCAGUCCGGCAGCUGAUCACCGGCUACCGCGAGUCAGCCGCAUUCCUCCUCCGAUCAGCCGACGAGCUCGAAGCACUGCUCCUCAACCAACCCUAGGAUACGGCUAAACCCCUAACAGACGUAUUCGGGUUCAAAUUUGGAUAUUUCUAAAAAUCUGUGCUCGUGAGUGACAAAAUUCAAGUGCUGAACUGUUUCGGGGUUUAUAAA